Messenger RNA from Myotis myotis, 2092 nucleotides. RefSeq names its product MIS18 kinetochore protein A (gene MIS18A). The coding region runs from base 33 to 608 and encodes 191 amino acids. NCBI's taxonomy places the organism in Eukaryota, Metazoa, Chordata, Mammalia, Chiroptera, Vespertilionidae. Gene Ontology annotation, cellular component: nucleus; chromatin; chromosome, centromeric region. The record is from RefSeq and is a predicted model, not a curated record. Gene Ontology annotation, biological process: chromosome segregation; CENP-A containing chromatin assembly. The transcript has 4 exons.
CGUGGUGCCCCGCGGCCGGCUGGUUCGUCGCGAUGGCGGGAGCUUCAGCGCAGGAGCGCUGUAGAGGCUGCACCUCCGCCAGCUGCGCGUGCGGCGACCGGGGCGCGUGGAGCGAGCCCUCCCUCCUCAGCCGGCGGCUCUCGGGGGGCUCGCCGGGCCGCCGGCUGCUGGAGCAGUGGACGAGCGCGUGGGGCUCCCCGAGCGGGCCCGCGGCGGACGCGGAGCGGACGCGGAGCGGGGAGGCGGCGGCCGCGCGGGACGAGGACCGGCCGCUCGUGUUCCUGUGCGCCGGAUGCCGGCGGCCGCUGGGCGACUCGCUGAGCUGGGUGGCCGGGCCGGAGGCCAGCUGCAUCCUGCUGCGCAGCGUUUCCAGCAACGUUUCUGUGGAUAAGGAGCAGAUACUGUCCAAACGGGAAAACGAGAAUGGCUGCAUCCUGGAGACCCUGCGCUGUGCGGGCUGCGCGCUGUCCCUUGGCUACAUCUACCGGUGCACGCCCGGCCACCUGGACUACAAGAGGGACCUGUUCUGCCUCGGCGUGGGGGCCACGGAGAGUGGUCAGCCUCCUCGGACGUCCAGGAGAAAUGGGGAUUUCACAGCCGGUCGGUAAGGGAGGCCUUGGUGCUCGGUGACAUGGGCACCAGGUCCAGCUGCCUGUGUCUCAACCCCGCCUGGCAUCGUCCUCGCGCUUCCGAGGGCCAGGAAGGGCCGCCCCCGGGUCUCCAGGCAGCCAGGCGGGCUGGGGCCUGGUGGCAGCUCAGUGUCUUAAUGGCCUUCCAGUCCAUGAACCGUUUUAUAGGAAACACGAAGUUAAAUAAAUCCGUUGGCCUCACUGUACCUCCGCUCGUCCUGGGCAGGACGCGGCCUCACCACCUUAAAGAAAGACGCCUCUGAGCCUGCGCGUCUGGACAGACGGACGGACGGACGGACAGAACACGUGAGAGAGGAAGUGCCUGGGCUUUGGUCCUCCCGGGUGUUGUCACUCCAGAGGGGUUUCUUAGAUUUCCUACUUUUAUUACACUUUCUCUUCUAAUUAUGCUCUGAUAAGGGAAACUGGAAAGGCUUCGAUAAACAUUUUAAACCGGGAGCAGUGCGGGCGCGGCUCGUGCUGCAGGCCUGGCGGGAGCGCAGGUCCCCUGUUUCCACGCGCGCAGAGGCCCAGCGAGCGGGCGCCCUUGGUCCCGUGAGGACGUGACACGGAUCCGUGACGAGGGAGGGAGGGGAGGACGCUGUGAAGGCAGGAGCUCUCGGGCUGUGGGGCUGAUGCAGGAUCGAAAGGGACGCGUCUGUGGAAGGAAGUGAGGGGCGGACUCAGCCCGGGACCCACACGGGCGCUGUUCUGGGCAGAACCCUAAGGCGAGGAGCCUGGUUGGUUUCAGCCGUGGGCGCCCUCCGCCACGGGCACUGACCGUUUCGAAAAUCCCUCGGUGCCUCUUCAGUUUCCCGCCUCAUCGUCCUUCCUCCAAACAGCUGGUUAGUGCCCGCAGUCCCGCCUCCGUCAGUUUUUAGACCUUUCAUCAGCCGGGCUUCCCAGACAGGCCGCGCUGAUUCCAUCAGAGGAGUGACGGGAGGCUGCUGCAGGGGACGGCAGGCUGUGCUGACUGAGUGCAACGGAGCCCCUUUUCUGGGAGCUCCUGGCCCAUCCCCCUCACUGCUGAGAGUUUGUGGGUUCCCGGCUCUGCUGCUACGCCCCUGCCGGCCAGUCCGGCUCUUCACCUUCUCUGGACCGGCGUCUCGGCCCCGGGAGGCCAGCAGGGAGCAGUGAGGUGACUGUGGGAGCUGCCAGGUUUGACCGGACAGAUUACUAUUCACUAAAAUGCCGACGUGGGAGCGCACGUUCCCGGGUGUCACAUACAGAAACUUGGCAGCAGGACUUUGAACUGUGAGCGCUAAUGCUUUGCCGCCGGCUUAUGCCCAUCAUGCAGGGCCGUCGCAUUGGGGGAUGUUUAGGACUGUCUGGACCACUCUUGCAUGGCGGGAAACGUGAUGUUAGGUGGGACAGCUUUCGAUGGGCUGGGAACAGAAACAGCUCUGUGUGUUCACUGGGUGCUGACACGUAGUGUAAUAGACUUAGAACUGAAACAUUGUUCGCGA